Molecule: messenger RNA, 699 nt
Organism: Trifolium pratense (red clover)
Lineage: Eukaryota; Viridiplantae; Streptophyta; Magnoliopsida; Fabales; Fabaceae
Product: NADH dehydrogenase [ubiquinone] iron-sulfur protein 6, mitochondrial
Exons: 3
Coding region: 115-432 (105 amino acids)
Biological process (GO): mitochondrial electron transport, NADH to ubiquinone
Source: RefSeq, a predicted model, not a curated record
GUGAGUUUCAUUCAGUUUCCCGUUUGAUUCAUUCAUUGAUCUCAAUCUCAAUCUCAAUCUCAAUCUCAAUCGAGGUUAUUUAUUGAUUUGCGAUUGAAUUUUAGGGUUCUUGAAAUGGCAUCGAGUAUUUUGAAGAACCUCGUCAAAUUUUCAUCAUCGACGGCGACGACCACCGCAACCAGAAGUUUCAGCCUCGUAACCACACAAAUCAGCAACCAUACUGCCAAAUGGAUGCAGGACACCAGCAAGAAAUCUCCAAUGGAGCUGAUCAAUGAAGUACCACCUAUUAAGGUUGAAGGCAGGAUAGUUGCUUGUGAAGGAGAUACUGAUCCCGCCCUUGGACACCCAAUUGAAUAUAUAUGCCUUGACUUGGCCCAGCCAGCUGUCUGCAAAUAUUGUGGCCUACGUUAUGUUCAGGAUCACAACCAUUAAGACAUGCUGCUGUCUACAAGUCAUCUGUUGUGUAUUUAGGAAAUUGCUGCUGAACAACAUUAAUGUGUUUUUGGUGUUCUCCGACUAAAUCAUUUGAUGUGACAAAUGUACUUGUCUGUUAAAAUUUGCUAAAUAAGAAUAUGACAAUUGUUCAUGUUACCAUCUGAUACAAUUGUUACAUUGCAUGUGCAGAGCCGGUAAUUUGUCUGAAGCUGGAGGUAUAGCUUCAUUGAGCGAUAUUUUAUAUAAAUAUUUCAUAGUUUGCAA